This is a messenger RNA of Asterias rubens (European starfish), 2127 nucleotides long. RefSeq names its product 26S proteasome non-ATPase regulatory subunit 11A-like. Lineage: Eukaryota; Metazoa; Echinodermata; Asteroidea; Forcipulatida; Asteriidae. Bases 1 to 1371 code for a protein of 456 amino acids. The transcript is spliced from 11 exons. Gene Ontology annotation, cellular component: proteasome regulatory particle, lid subcomplex. The record is from RefSeq and is a predicted model, not a curated record. Gene Ontology annotation, molecular function: structural molecule activity. Gene Ontology annotation, biological process: ubiquitin-dependent protein catabolic process.
AUGGCACAGACAGAAGACUGGUACCCGCUGUCGACCUUUUCAUUUUACAACAAUAGAUCAAUGAGACGUACGAGUAACCAGUUGAAUGCAGCAUUGGCAAAAUUAGUCAAGAUGGCGGCCAUGGAGUUGGAGAAAGCUGAGGCUCUUUACGAAACAGAUAAAAGUGCUGCGAUCGCAAUCCUUCAUGGAAUCGUAAAGCAAGAUGUACAAGCUUCAGAUGAGGAUGGAAUCAGGGUCAAAGAGCAAAGCAUCACGGCUCUCGGUGGACUCCUUGCUAAAACAAAACAAGCUGAUGAGCUUGGAGGCUUGAUUAAGUUCACCAGACCGUUUCUGUCCUUUGUCAGCAAAGCCAAGGCAGCCAAGCUGGUCCGAGCCCUAGUAGACCUGUUCCUUGACAUGGAAGCAGGCACAGGAAAUGAGGUGUCACUCUGUCUGGAGUGUAUAGAGUGGGCCACAACAGAGAAACGCACUUUCCUGCGACAAGCCCUUGAAUCCAGACUUAUUGCACUUUACUACGAAAUAAAGAAAUACACUGAUGCACUGGCAGUGGGUUCAAGGUUACUGAAAGAGUUGAAGAAAAUGGACGACAAAGCUCUUCUUGUUGAGGUUCAACUUCUUGAAAGUAAAGUGUACCACGCCCUGGGAAAUCUUCCAAAAUCAAGAGCUGCUUUGACUUCUGCACGUACCACAGCCAAUGCCAUCUACUGCCCUCCAAAGCUACAAGCAGCACUAGAUCUGCAGUCAGGUGUCCUACAUGCUGCGGAUGAGCGUGACUUCAAAACAGCCUUCUCUUACUUCUACGAGGCAUUUGAAGGAUAUGACUCCGUAGAAAACGCUAAAGCCAUUGACGCCCUAAAGUAUAUGUUGCUGUCCAAGAUCAUGUUGAACAGUGCGGACGAUGUUCAGUCAAUAGUGAGUGGAAAGUUGGCUUUGAGAUACGCUGGUCCAGAUGUUGAAGCUCUCAAAUGCAUAGCAAGUGCCAGCAAGAACAGAUCUCUCUCAGAAUUUCAACAGACAAAAAGCAAGUACACAAAAGAGUUAGAGGAUGAUCCCAUUAUCCGAGCCCAUCUGGAUUCACUGUAUGAUAAUCUCCUAGAGCAGAAUCUCUGCCGUAUCAUCGAGCCAUUCUCAAGGGUACAAGUUGCACAUGUCGCCAGUAUCAUCAAACUCCCACUGAACCUUGUAGAAAGAAAGCUGUCACAGAUGAUCUUAGACAAGAAAUUUCAUGGUAUUCUAGACCAGGGUGAGGGAGUUCUCAUCGUGUUUGAUGAACCUGUUGUUGACCAAACUUACGAGAUGGCACUCAACACUAUACAGAGUAUGGGGAAAGUCGUCGAUGCACUCUACAAGAAAACCAUUAAGUUGUAUUGAUGUUUGACUAUAUAGUGUAAUUAAUUUAGCCUCAAACAAGAUGCUUUACUAUCUGUUUAGUGCUUGGUAAAAAAGGGGUUCAGGAUGGAAGGUCUUACUAUAUUGUCACUGGGGUAGAUUGCCGGCAUGGGGAAGAUUCCAUAAGUUGAAAAAGGGAAAAGGGAAUGUUUCUAAAGUAAAAAGCAUUAUAAAUGUGUUUGCUUUAAAUUUGGAUGUCUUCUUGUUGCUAAAAAUUGAAUUUCUUGACUGUGAAAUUCUUGCUCGUGGAAUAUUUUCAAAUGCCAAAACCUUCACCUUCAAAUUUAAAAAUGUCCAGAAUGCCCAUUAGCUUAUGAUGUACAUCUUUGCAAAAGUCUCAAUGGUUUAUUGCACAGACCUUUAUCAUCAAUUAAAGUGCUGGCAAUAUAUAAACAUUCUAGUAAAUAAGGAUAUUUUUUUUAUACAUCUACACGCAUUUGACUCGUCUUAAAUUUCAAUGUGUAAUCGGUUUUACAGGACUUCAUUUUUAAACUUUUGAGUUUGAAGAUUUCAUUUAAAACUGUAACUGAGAAUGAAAACUACUUGAUCACAUAUUUUCCCUGUGGCCAAGUUAUGUAUACAACACAUCCAAAACAAUCUCAAGUGCUAAUCACAAUUUUCGUAACCGUCUUCGUAAUGAAUGUGUUUGCCAGGGAACAGUCUGUAUCCCCCCAUAACAAAUUCAAAAGUGUAUCUGAUGACAAUUUGAUUUGUAAUAAAUAUGAAAACUUCAUUACA